UAGAAACCAGGCAACGCAGCGACGCGGCGCUGAGAAAACGUUUUUGCUCUUUCAGGGAAUAAAAUGUGUUUUUCAGAUGGUCUGAAAUCAGUUUCAGCAAAGGUUUCGUCUCAGAAGAGGAGCACUGGGUGGUGAAGGGUUCUGUAGCUUUAAACCGGGAGGGGAAAUCUCUUUUUUUCCUCCUGAAGCUGAGCUAACGCGGCUAACAGCGGCGAUGUUUAUUUACCUCAGCAAGAAGAUUGCCAUUCCAAACAGCAUCCGGCUGAAAUGUGUUUCCUGGAACAAAAAUCAGGGGUUCAUUGCAUGUGGAGGGGAUGAGGGUCUCCUGAAGGUCCUGAAGUUAGAAACCCAAACAGAUGAUGCAAAGCUGAAAGGUCUUGCUGCUCCCAGUAACCUGUCCAUGAAUCAGACCCUUGAAGGACACAGUGGUGCUGUGCAGGUAGUAACAUGGAACGAGCAGUACCAAAAACUCACCACCAGUGACCAGAAUGGCCUCAUAAUCGUCUGGAUGCUCUACAAGGGUUCCUGGUACGAGGAGAUGAUUAAUAACAGGAAUAAGUCGGUGGUGAGGAGUAUGAGCUGGAAUGCAGAUGGGGAGAAGAUCUGCAUUGUGUAUGAAGAUGGUGCUGUUAUUGUGGGAUCAGUGGACGGGAACAGAAUCUGGGGGAAGGAGCUGAAGGGGAUCCAGCUGGCUCAUGUGGCCUGGUCUCCAGACAGUAAGAUCCUGCUGUUUGGAAUGGCCAAUGGAGAGAUCCACAUCUACGAUAACCAGGGCAACUUCAUCAUGAAGAUGACUUUGCAUUGCCUGAUGAAUGUGACUGGCCCUCUCAGCAUUGCGGGGAUCCACUGGUACGCAGGAACAGAAGGUUACAUCGAGCCGGACUGCCCCUGCCUCGCUAUCUGCUACGACAAUGGCCGCUGCCAGGUCAUGCGCUACGAGAACGAUGACAAUCCGGUGGUAAUCGAGACGGGUAUGAAUGUUGCCAGUAUACAGUGGAACCACUGCGGGAGUGUUCUUGCUAUAGCAGGAUCUCUCAGGAGCGCCACAGGAGAUAAAGAUCUGAAUGUUUUAAACUUCUACACACCGUUUGGAGAGCACCUCCGCACCCUGAAGGUUCCUGGUAAACAGAUCACCGCUGUUUCGUGGGAGGGUGGAGGACUGAGGAUUGGCCUAGCUGUAGAUUCCUUCAUUUACUUCGCCAACAUCAGACCUGAUUACAAGUGGGGUUACUGUUCGAAUACAGUGGUGUAUGCGUACACCCGACCGGACAGGAUGGAGUACAGUGUGGUCUUCUGGGACACAAAAAACAACGAGAAGUUUGUGAAGUAUGUGAAGAGCCUGAUGUCGGUCACCACAUGCGGAGAUUUCUGCAUCCUGGCCACCAAAGCUGAUGACUCCCACCCACAGGAGGAUGCAGACCCGGAGGCUGGAGCAGCAACGUAUGUGUUGGUGCUGUGUAACUCCAUUGGGACUCCCCUGGACUCUAAAUACAUUGACCUUGACCCUCUGUUCGUAACCAUGACAAAGACUCACGUGAUCGCUGCGUCUAAGGAGGCCUUUUAUGCCUGGCAGUACCGCGUGGCCAAAAAGCUCACCGCCCUGGAGAUCAACCAGGUCGCCAAGACCAGGAAGGAGGGCCGUGAAAGAGUUUACCACAUCGAUGACAGUCCGAGUGGAACCACCGAUGGGACGCUCGACUUUGCCAAAGCCUUUACAGCAACCAGAGAUCCCAUCUGUUGCAUCACAGCAUCUGACAGAACCCUUAUAGUGGGCCGUGAGUCUGGGACUCUGCAGAAGUACAGCCUACCGAACAUUACCCUCCUGCAGAAGUAUUCUCUGGCCUACAGAGCUUACCAGCUCUCUCUCAACUGCAACUCCAGUCGCCUGGCUAUAAUAGAUAUGACAGGAGUAUUGACGUUUUUUGACAUAGAGCUGCGGGGGUCCUCUGGAGAUGCAGAAGGAGGGGCGUCAGCUGGAGACCCCUCCAAAUUUGAACGCAAAGAUGUGUGGGAUAUGAAAUGGGCCAAUGACAACCCUGACCUGUUUGCCAUGAUGGAAAAGACCAGGAUGUACGUCUUUAGAAAUCUAGACCCAGAGGAGCCGAUUCAAACCUCUGGGUUCAUCUGUAACUUUGAAGACCUGGAAAUUAAGUCUGUUCUGUUGGAUGAAAUUAUGAAGGAUCCUGAGCGGCCAAACAAAGAUUACUUGAUGAACUUUGAGAUCCGUUCUCUGAGAGACAGCAGAGCGCUCAUAGAGAAAGUGGGAAUAGAAGACGCGUCGCAGUUCAUCGAGGACAACCCUCACCCUCGCCUCUGGCGUUUGCUGGCGGAGGCUGCGCUGCAGAAGCUGGAGCUGAAGACGGCUGAGCAGGCGUUUGUGCGCUGUAAGGAUUAUCAGGGAAUCGAGUUUGUGAAGAGGCUCGGGAACCUGCAGAGCGAGGCCAUGAAGCAGGCGGAGGUGGCGGCCUACUUCAGCCGCUUCGAAGAGGCCGAGAGGAUGUACCUGGACAUGGACCGCAGAGACCUGGCGAUCAGUCUGAGGAUAAAGUUGGGUGAUUGGUUCCGGGUGCUCCAGCUAUUGAGAACCGGAUCAGGAGACUCCGACGAUGCUCUGCAGGAACAGGCCUACAACGCCAUCGGAGAUUACUUUGCCGAUAGACAGAAAUGGCUCAAUGCGGUGCAGUACUACCUACAGGGUCGUAACCAGGAGAGACUGGCAGAGUGUUACUACAUGUUGGAGGACUAUGAGGGGCUGGAGAGACUCGCUAACUCUCUACCAGAGAACCACAAACUGCUGCCGGACAUUGGCCAGAUGUUUGUGACUGUGGGGAUGUGUGAGCAGGCAGUAAGUGCCUAUCUCAGGUGUAGCCAGCCCAAAGCAGCCGUGGAUGCCUGUGUGCAUUUAAACCAGUGGAAUAAGGCUGUAGAACUGGCUAAAAACCACAACAUGAAGGAAAUUGGUCCUCUACUGUCCAAGUACGCCUCUCACCUGCUGGAGAAGAGUAAAACCCUGGAGGCAGUGGAGCUCUACAGGAAGGCUCACCACUUCUUGGAUGCUGCCAAGCUCAUGUUUAAGAUUGCAGAUGAAGAGGCGAAGAAAAGAACAAGGCCUUUGCGGGUGAAGAAGCUGUACGUGCUCGCCGCCCUGCUGGUGGAAAACUACCACGCUCAAGUCAAAACCUCACAGCAAAGCAAAGCCAAGGGCAAAAAGUCAGAGGCCACGUCUGCUCUGGCUGGCCUGUUGGAAGAAGACGCGUCCACCUCAGACAGCCGUAUUGUGGAUAAAGCGUGGCGCGGAGCAGAAGCUUACCAUUUCUUCCUCUUAGCUCAAAGACAGCUCUAUGACGGAAAUGUGGAGGCCUCUAUGAACACAGCUCUGCACCUGCGUGACUAUGAGGAUAUAAUCCCUGCAGUGGAGAUCUACUCCCUGUUGGCCAUCUGCUCCUCAGCGAAUCGCGCGUUUGGUACCUGCUCUCGCGCCUUCAUUAAGCUGGAGUCUCUGGAGAGUCUGUCCCCAGAGCAGAGGCAGAUGUACGAGGACUUGGCCCUGGAGAUCUUCACCAAACACAGCCCUAAAGACAGCCGCAAGAGCCACCUGGACAGCACAGACGACAGCACGGAGGGCAAGCUGCCGACGUGCAUAGUGACCGGCAGGAGCAUCUCGGAUUAUCAGUUCUGGAUGUGCAGUGUGUGUAAGCACUGUGCACACGAGCAGGACAUCACAAGCCACAACUUCUGCCCUCUCUGCCAUUCCUCUCUGACAUGACUCCGCCUUUAUUCUCCUCUUUUCUCACUUUUUUUUUUACCGCUCUCUUUAUCCACGUUGUCUUUUUCUGCAGCCAGCACUUCAUAAACUCCAGCAGAGUUCAGGUUACUGCACAGUUUAUUCAACGCUGUUGGAAUUACAAGCAUAAGGCAGCCAGCCCUGUUAUUCAGACGGCUUACAGUGCCAGUGAUUUUGAAACCUCUAAUCCCUUCAUUCGCCAUUUGGAGGCCAGAUUUUCACUGGCUUCUGUAGUUUGGACUGAUCACACUGUAGUAAACAGUGAACCAUUCAUAUCGAUUUUAAAGGAAUACUCUAUUUUUCAUUCUUCAUCUGCCGCUUCUGUAGCACAUGAUCCGUUGCCAUGAACAGUGAUUUCCUCGUACUUUGAAAAGAACAGAAAUCCUGUGGAAAAUGGUUAUAAUGGAAUCCAAUGGGAAGCUUCUAAUAUUUAUUUAUUAAUUUCCUGGUAUUUUUUCAAGGGGAGACAUUUGAAAGCAUGCAAUGACAAUACACAGCUCCAUGCAUGUGCUAAUUUCCAAAUAUGUCCUUUCAUACAUCUUGUAACCCACACCUCUCCCCCUUUGUUAUUCUUUAAAAA
Molecule: messenger RNA, 4364 nt
Organism: Colossoma macropomum (tambaqui)
Lineage: Eukaryota; Metazoa; Chordata; Actinopteri; Characiformes; Serrasalmidae
Gene: wdr35
Product: WD repeat domain 35
Biological process (GO): non-motile cilium assembly; protein localization to cilium; intraciliary retrograde transport
Cellular component (GO): non-motile cilium; intraciliary transport particle A
Molecular function (GO): protein binding
Source: RefSeq, a predicted model, not a curated record